UUCCCCCCGCUAGCAGCGCACGUUGACUUGUGACGUCUGAGGCGAGUCGCUGGCGAGUCGCUGGGCUACUGGUGGAGAACAGUCGAUAACUGUGCGGCCACGCCGCCGACCACGUCUCACUCCGCUCUCAGUCGUGAACGGAACUGCGGGGAACCGGCUGAGCGUUCUGACAAAUGUGACCGGAAAAAAAAGCAGACAGCGAGACAAAGAUUGUACCGGUGACACAAAACAGAACUCAACUGAUGAUGACAAAGACAGAAAGGCCAUCAAAAGGCCACAGGUCUCAAGUCUUAUCUCUGGGCAUGAUAAAGAGUGGAGACAGGGUGCGCUCCAAUGACGGCCAUCCCUCUUUCUAUGGGGUGAAACUGUGUGGAAGAGAGUUCAUACGAGCUGUCAUCUUUACCUGUGGUGGUUCUCGCUGGAGGAGAAGCAUAGAAGACUCAGCUCCUGGAGAAGAAGUCUUUGAUCCAUGGAACACAAAUCCCCUCUCUCAACAGACCAGUGAGCAGGAUCCUGCAGAGUCCAAACCAUGGAAAGAUCAAACGUUGGUUGUGGCACCAGUGGCUGCUGGAUUCAGCCACUCAGUUCGCUUGCCAAUCUCAGAGGAGGUGCUGGAGGCUCUACGGAGUGCAGAUAGGAAAGGACGGGAUGUAGUGGUCGGACUGUCCAACGCCUGCUGCAAGUGGGGCUGCAGCAAGAGUGAAAUCAGCUCUCUCUGCUGAACCUAGUUUCUUAAAUAUGUAUCUUGUCCUGUCCUUAAUGGAGAGCACUUCUCGUUUCUCAUGUGAUUCCUCCAGUUUCCACACUUACAAUUCUUAAAAUUACACUUCCCAUCUAACUUACCAUCCAUGUGUUGACUAUGGAUACAGGAAUGUAAAUGUGUAUCAAAAAUGUGUGAUUUUCCCAGAUUGAUAUAUAUGUUUAAUAAAGCUUUAU
Molecule: messenger RNA, 936 nt
Organism: Scophthalmus maximus (turbot)
Lineage: Eukaryota; Metazoa; Chordata; Actinopteri; Pleuronectiformes; Scophthalmidae
Gene: rln3b
Product: relaxin 3b
Exons: 5
Coding region: 243-722 (159 amino acids)
Cellular component (GO): extracellular region
Molecular function (GO): hormone activity
Source: RefSeq, a predicted model, not a curated record